Molecule: messenger RNA, 1233 nt
Organism: Oreochromis niloticus (Nile tilapia)
Lineage: Eukaryota; Metazoa; Chordata; Actinopteri; Cichliformes; Cichlidae
Product: NXPE family member 3
Exons: 4
Coding region: 499-1233 (244 amino acids)
Source: RefSeq, a predicted model, not a curated record
UGGAAACCCUGAUUCAUUUCAAUGGUUAGAAAGGGCAAUGAAAAUAGUUUGAUUUCAAUGUGUAAAUAAAUGUAUUGUAUAUGAAAAAAUAUACAAUAAAAAUAUAUGCACUAUAUAUAAAAUUUAUAAAAUUUGAGUCAUAAAAUUCUAUAAUCUUAGCAAAUACAUAUGAUGAUAAACAAUGAUUUACAGCUGGUAUAAGAUACUAAUUAGUUUUUGGUUUUCUUUUUAAAAAAUUACAAAAUGUGAAAAACGAUUGUCUCCCAUUUAUAACAGGAUAUAUUCACUGACACAAAAAUGUGAUGAAAAAAGUAUAGUGAAUUGUAUGAGGAGAUCUUGAAGUUCAUAACAAAUCAUUUGGACUCAUUCUAUCAUUUCUGUGGCUUUUGCUUUGGUUAAGUAUCAGUUUAACAGGAUUUUACAUGUCUUAGGUUUGACCAAGUCUGAUUUUCCACCCCACUCCCAGUACUCCCACUACUACCUCCCACCACUCUGAACAUGAAGGUUGAAGUUUAUAAAAGGCUUGUGUAUGGCUGCAUCUUCUUACUAUUGGCUGCCAUCAUCUUCAUGACAUAUUUCAAGGCCAUCCUGGAGAAUAACGUGAUGGACUCUAUCGAUAUCCCAAGAGCAAGCAAUGUCACUGUGCCCGUUAACGUGCAGUGUGGAUUCUGCAAGUUAAAAUCACUGUCUGCUAAAGAGGCUCAUGAAGAAAAACUUCUACUGGAGUCCAUCACUUGGCCUCAAACUCCACCAUUGUCAUCACCUAAUUCCCUAAGCAAGAUCAGUGAUCCAGCCCACAGCAGCUUCAUCAUUCUACCAAGUAGGAAGGGGGGACAGUGGCAAAUGGGAGAUAAGCUGGAGGUUUUGAUUCAAAUGUGUGACUCCCAGGGCCAUCCAAAGACUUAUGGGGGAGACGUCUUAUUUGCCCGUCUGUCCAACACAGCUCUUGGUGCAGGAGUGGCAGGGCAAGUGAAGGAUUAUCUUAAUGGCGCCUACUCUGCUGCAUUCACUUUACUGUGGGAAGGAAGUGCAUAUGUUGAGCAACCUGUGUGCAACUACACUGAUCUCCGUACAGGUGAGCCAUGGUUGUGCUACAAGCCAAAGGAGCUGAGCUGUGAUGACAGGAUCAACAACUUCAAUGGAGGAUAUGAAGAAAAAAUUAGCACCAUGGACAAACUUUUUAAGAGUGGUAUCAACAUGAAAGUGUCCAUUCCAGCUUCAGGACCUGCCUGA